AUGACUGAAUAUCUUAUUUCACAUGGUGCAAAUAUUAAUCAAAAAACUAAUGACGGAGAAACCGCUCUUUAUUUUUCAACAGUCAAAAAUAAUAAAGAAAUUACCGAAUAUCUUAUUUUGCAUGGCACAAAUAUCGAUGAAAUGUAA
Messenger RNA from Trichomonas vaginalis G3, 147 nucleotides. Its product is annotated as Ankyrin repeat family. Lineage: Eukaryota; Parabasalia; Trichomonadida; Trichomonadidae. The coding region runs from base 1 to 147 and encodes 48 amino acids. Gene Ontology annotation, molecular function: protein binding. The record is from RefSeq and is a predicted model, not a curated record. The transcript has a single exon.